AGCUCGCAUGCUCAAGCGGGCGGGGUUGGCCAGUAGCUGGCAGGACUGGGAUGGACGAGUGGAGCUUGAGGAAGCGCAAAGAGGACAAAAUUUGUUCUCUUGGCUUGCAGAGCCCCGGCGCUGAGAAGAUAAAGGCGAUCAAUGCCAGAAGAGCUGAACUCCUCCGAGAGCAGAAGGUUCUCAGGGCAGCUUAGGUUGUUCUCAGUGCUAUUGCCAUUGAUGCCGUUGAUGCCCUUGGAGGCCUUGGCCAUUGGGCUUCGCCGCACCGUGGGCGAGGAUAUUGUUGUGCAGAGAAGCAAUGUGAAGGCUCAGCAGGUUGCCGUGAAGAAGUCCCGUCAGAUGUUCGGGUCCAUGGAAUGCCGCCACAACAAGCUUCCCAGUGAAGAGUCGCCAGAGGGGCUGGAGCACACUCUGCAGAACGUCCUGCGAGUCUCGCAGGAGUUGGAAGCCCUUCAGAAGGAGGUCCACCAGUUGGAGAAGGCUGAAAAGCAAGAGCUCCUCAAGGGAUCUCAGGUCAACGUCAACAGCCUGAACGACUGGUUUGGAAGGUACGGGGAGCCCAAGCGCCAGUCCCAGCCAGUCGAGAUGGCGCGGUCGUGCCUCAUGAAGCCUCGCAGACUUCCCUUUAUAGGCACUUCCAAUGCCGUCACUUUGCGGAAGGGCCACCUCAUUAAAUGAGGCAAAGUGCGCUUCUCCGGGCAUCGUUAGCCCAGAGUGGGACAGACUGCGCAAUGGUGCAGUUAAACUGUUUCACAAUGGCUCUUGGGGAGCUGGCGGUGUAGCCAGCGUCUGCACAACACGCCG
This is a messenger RNA of Effrenium voratum, 804 nucleotides long. Lineage: Eukaryota; Dinophyceae; Suessiales; Symbiodiniaceae. The record is from the annotation of a GenBank genome assembly.